Carlito syrichta (Philippine tarsier) is the source of this 6099-nucleotide messenger RNA. It is a transcript of the gene FAM186A, whose product is annotated as family with sequence similarity 186 member A. NCBI's taxonomy places the organism in Eukaryota, Metazoa, Chordata, Mammalia, Primates, Tarsiidae. The record is from RefSeq and is a predicted model, not a curated record. The transcript has 5 exons. The annotation marks the transcript as partial.
GACAUCAGUGAGCAGCUGGAUGACAUAAUGAACAACGUGCAUCGGAUAAUAGCUCGCUAUUCUGUUGAUUUAAAUUUGUUCUCUGGAAAAAAUAUCUCCCUUAAAGAAUAUAGAAAAAAAAAGAAAGCCAGUGUUUUGGAAGACAUAGCUACUUAUGCUAAUGUGGCUGAAAUUAGAGAAAAGAUUCUUGCCUACACUCUGGCCUGGUUGGAAGAAUGGAAUGCCGUUUUGUCUGAAGCAACUGUAAUGGAUGUUGAUGAACACUACCACUGGAUAGCACAAAUGGAGAUGUUACCAGAUACGUUAAAAACUAUUGAGAGCAAUGUCAAGACACUGGUUCAAUUUGGUACGUCUUUCCUUGAAGAAAAGGAGAGACAAAAGAAAAAAACAUUAUCUAGAGGUACUCUAUGGAAACCUUGGAAAGAAAGAAUUACAAAACGACCUGCAACCGCCCAUGCUUUGAGACCAGAUCAGAUGAUUAGUGAUGAAUUUGCAACAAAUACAAAGGUUUCAGAAAUCCAAGAUAUGCUACAGGAACUCAUAGGCACUGCAAUGUUCAAUAGAUUGGAAAACAAUGUUAUUAAAUAUAUAUCAUCAACCAUAUUAAACCUUUCUAAAGCUUUGAGUACAGUAAAAGAGGAAUUAAAAAUACUUAACCUCCAAUGUACCAAUAUGUACACAGAUGAGACAAGUACAAAAGAAAAAGAGUUAUUCCUGAAGAUAAUACAAGAUUUCAGUGAAGAAAAUGAAAUGCUCCAGCAGAAACUUCAAGAUGCAGAAGAAAAAUAUGAACAACGUAUUCAAUCCAAAGUUGUUUCAGAACAAGCACUACCCACAUCAUCAGUCUUGAAAGAGUUAUCCGGACCUUCUCCACAGUUGCCAUUGGCCAUUAUGAAAGAUGGUGGUAUAGACAGUAUCUUAGCCAAAGAAUUUGAGAAUAUUACAGAGGAAGCCCAAAGGAAAGGGACCGGAGGCUCUGGGAUGAUGAAGGACUCAGCUGUUUCAUAUGCAGCCCAAGUUGAAAUGACGUCCGAUGUAACUAAACAGCAACACCCUUUACCUGAAAAUAAACAGAUGAGGCCUUCUGAAGAUACUUCUGAAGGGAUCGCUAUAGACAGCAUACCACUGAAGAAAGAUGAUGGCUCUCAGGGAGAUGACCAGUACCGAUCACAGAAAAGAAAGCGCAGAAAAAGUUCCUAUGUACGUAAAACUUUCGGAUCAAAUCUGCGUGAUAAUAAAGGUGAACAGAAAGUCACAGAGGCCAAAUCUAAUCAAUACUCUGAGCUACCAGCACUGGAAAAGAAAAUAAAUGGAAUGAAAUCCUUUUCUGAAGUCAAAUCAAGGUCCUCCGCUAAAUCAAAAAACCAACAUUUUCCCUCUACUGAACUAAAGAGCCAAGGUGGCAAAAGUGAAACAAGUAGUAUGUGGGAGCAACUCAGGAAGUUUAAGCAUGAACUUCUAUUUGACAAAAGCCCAGAGAGGAAAGAGGAGUCCGCCAUUGACCCAAGGGACAGAGAGAGCCAAAGAGAAAUGAGUGGUCAAAUGGAGCCACUCAGGAAGAUCCACUUAGGCACCUCUGAGCCACAGAGAGAGAAAAUAAAACAAAAGAAACAUCAAGCCUCUUCAAAAACGACCACAAACAAAGAAAAAACCCAAAAGAAGGAAAUGUUGGACAAAGAAGUCAAGUUUCAUAAACUUAAAUCACCUUCAAAGAUGGCUAAAGAGACUUCAGUAUCUACCAGAGCUCUAGAAAGUCCAGAGAUUAAAAGUGAACAGAAUAACCUAGAAGAAUUCCAGAAAGCCAUAAUGGCUUUCCUGAAACAGAAAAUCGACAACGUAGGAAAGCCUUUUGAUAAAAAGACUGGGCUGAAGGAAGAGGAGUCAUUAAAAAGAGCAGAAAUGGAAAAGUUAGGAGUCAUAAAGGCAAAAAUGGAGGAAUAUUUCCAAAAAGUGGCUGAAACUAUAACUAAAAUCUUGAGGAAAUACAAAGUUAUAAAAAAGGAAGGACAAUUUGGAAAGCAACCUAUGAAACACAAAAAGGUAGUUUCGUUUAUGCCAGGAUUGCAUUUCCAAAAGUCAUCAGUUCAUACAAAAUCUGAAAGUAGCGACUUCCUGUCACAGGAGAGCAUAGAUCCAGUAACUAAAAAUUUAGUGCAAAUGAUCCUGGCUGAAAUAGAAAGUGAAAGGGAUGUUCCAGCUGUCUCAAGAAUAGAGAAAGACCACAAGGAGAAAGAAAAGCAAAGAUCGGAGGAAUAUUUGCAAGAGGGUCAAGAAGAAAUGUCUGGCAGGAGUCUCAGACACCAAUUGCUAGAAGAAAGAAAUCUCUGGAAGGAGAGUUAUGAGAAGAUAAAUAUGAAUUUGGAGGAGAAAAUGUCAUGGCUCCAGCUGAAGACAGGAAAGCAAGGCCAGCAAAGGCAGCUACAGUGGCAGGAAGAAGAGGUGUGGAAGAAGCAGCAAAAACAGGAAAUUCCAAAGCAGAUUGAGCAUGAUAAGGAGCAAGACCAAAGGAGAAAGGAGGAAGAGCAAUGGAAACCAAAGCAGCAGUGGCUGGAGGCACGGAAGCAAACCAUGAGCAAGCAAAGGAUGCUCUUGGAAGAGGUGAAAGGAGAGAUGGUGACGCAGAGCCAGAAGGCCGAGAAACUUCAGGCGCUGAAAAAGGGAAGGGAGAAAGAGAUGGGAGAGUGGCUGAGCAAGACAAAGGAUCAGGGGAGGGAUAGGGAGGAAGACCUAAUGAAAAUGGUCACCCAAACUUCAAUGACAUUGUCUCCCAGGAGGAGGAAUAACCUGGAAGAUGGACUCGGGUUAUACCAAGGAAAAGAGUCUCACACGAAUCUGAAGACACCAGAGGAUAUUCCUGACAAAAAGAAACGCACACCCAGGACUCCUCCCACCUCUGAACAAUCCACCCCACCUGGGUCCUUUCCUAUUUCUGGACAGCCUCUAACAAAUUACAUCAGCCUCAUUCCCGAGCAGGCCCAGGACCUGGGGACCACUCUCAUCCCACAGCAGGCCCAGGAUCUGGGGAUCCCUCUAAUUCCUCAGCAGGCCCAGGCUGGGGAAAUCACUCUCACUCCUCAUCAGGCCAAGGACCUGGGAAUCACUCUUACUUCCCAGAAGGCCCAGGACCUGGGGAUCACUCUUAUCCCUCAGCAGGCCCAGGCUCGAGGAAUCACUCUCACUCCCCAGCAGGCCCAGGCCCUGGGGAUCAGUCUAACUCCCCAGCAGGCCCAGGCUCAGGGGAUCACUCUCACUCCCCAGCAGGCCCAGGCCCUGGGGAUCAGUCUAACUACCCAGCAGACCCAGGCUCAGGGGAUCACUCUCACUCCCCAGCAGGCCCAGGCCCUGGGGAUCAGUCUAACUCCCCAGCAGCUCCAGGCUCAGGGGAUCACUCUCACUCCCCAGCAGGUCCAGGACCUGGGAAUCACUCUUACUCCCCAGCAGGCCCGGGCUCAGGGGAUCACUCUCACUCCCCAGCAGGCCCAAGACCUGGGGAUCACUCUCACUCCCCAGCAGGCCCAAGACCUGGGGAUCACUCUCACUCCCCAGCAGGCCCAGGCCCUGGGGAUCAGUCUAACUCCCCAGCAGGCCCAGGCUCAGGGGAUCACUCUCACUCCCCAGCAGUCCCAAGACCUGGGGAUCACUCUCACUCCCCAGCAGGCCCAGGACCUGGGGAUCAGUCUAACUCCCCAGCAGGCCCAGGCUCAGGGGAUCACUCUCACUCCCCAGCAGGCCCAGGACCUGGGGAUCACUCUCACUCCCCAGCAGGCCCAGGACCUGGGGAUCACUCUCACUCCCCAGCAGGCCCAGGCCCUGGGGAUCAGUCUAACUCCCCAGCAGGCCCAGGCUCAGGGGAUCACUCUCACUCCCCAGCAGGCCCAGGCCCUGGGGAUCAGUCUAACUCCCCAGCAGCUCCAGGCUCAGGGGAUCACUCUCACUCCCCAGCAGGCCCAGGCCCUGGGGAUCAGUCUAACUCCCCAGCAGGUCCAGGAUCUGGGGAUCACUCUCACUCCCCAGCAGACCCAGGCUCAGGGGAUCACUCUCACUCCUCAGCAGGCCCAGGCCCUGGGGAUCAGUCUAACUCCCCAGCAGGCCCAGGCUCAGGGGAUCACUCUCACUCCCCAGCAGGCCCAGGACCUGGGGAUCACUCUCACUCCCCAGCAGGCCCAGGACCUGGGGAUCAGUCUAACUCCCCAGCAGGCCCAGGCUCAGUCCCUGGGGGUCCCUCUCAUCCCUGGACAGGCCCAGUCAUUGCAGAACCAACUUGUUCCAGAAUGGGCACAGGCAUUGAUGUUCACUCUUACUCCUAAGAAAGCCCAGACUUUGAGUAUCACACUUACUCAUGAACAAGCCCAGGCCGCAGGUAUUACCCUCAUCCCUGACCAGACACAGGCACUGGGGGUCCCUCUCACCCCUGACCAGGCCCAGGUAUUAGAGGUCCCUCUCACUGAAGAACAGGCCUGGAAGCUGGGGGCUCCUACCACUCCAGAAAAGGUUCAAGUAACACCAAACACUAUUACUCUUGACCAGUUCCAAGCAUUGGGGGUCACUUCCUCCCUCCAGCAGGCUCAGGCCUUGGGUGUUCCUCUCACCCUGGAGCAGGCACAGGCAUUGGGAGUCUCCAUCACCCCAGAAAAUGCCUGGGUGUCAGCUGUCAUUCUUAGCCCUGAGCAAACCCAGGCUUUGGAGUCCCCUAUCACCUUAGAACAGGCUCAAGCAUUGGGAGUUUCUCUUCCACAAGAACAGUUCUUGAAAUCAGGGAUCCCUCUCACCUUAGAUAAAGCCAGUACCUUGCAAUCUCCCCUUUCCCUUGAGCAAGGCCAGCCUCUGAGUCAUGCCACAUCGGCUCCUUCUACUCAAAGGCCAUUCCAGAAAACGCAGGCUUCUCUCUCCACUGGGCAAUCCAUUACCUCAAGAUUACCUCCAAGCCUUAGGCAGCCCCUGGCAUCAUCUGCUCCUAUGGCUGAGAAGUCCUCUGUAUUUGGGGUCUCUUCAACUCCUUUGCCAAUAUCAAGGCCUCCUCUCCGCCAAGGGCCCUUUGUCGCUGGGAAGUCCCCAGAAAUGGGAAUUCAGCUCCCAGCACCACAGAUUCAUCCUUCCUCUAGAAAGACCCUGGUAUGUAGAGGUCGAUCCACUCUUAGGCAGCUCUUAGCACCAGAAGUCCCUUCUACCUCUGGGCAGCUCCCAAUAUCUAGGGCUCUUCCCACUCCAGAGCAGCCUCUUAUAUCUGAAGUCCCACCCACUUCUGGACAGAUUCCGAGUCUCUGGGCUCCUCUCUUUUCUGGGCAGCCCUUGGUUCCUGUGGUCUCUUCCAUCCCCAGGGAGCUUCUGGAAUCUGAGCAGCCCCAGGCAUUUCAGCCUCCUGCCAUCCCUGGGCAAUCUCCCCACCUACAGGCCCCCUUUACCCUUGGGCAGCAUCAGGCACCAUGGAUCCUUCCUGGGCAAGCUUCCCCAUUAUUGAUCCCUCCAACCCCAAAGCAUCCCCCCACGCUCUGGACCCUAGAAGGUUUAUCUUCUUCUGUUGCUAGGAAAAGAUUGGCAAUUAUUUCUUCUCUGAAAUCUAAACCAGCAUGGGUCCAUCCCGGUGCUCCAGAUUUCCAGGUAUCUCAAGUUCCAUUAAAACAACUUAGAACAUUUCAGUCCUAUCUUGCCAAUUACAGGACACUAGGAUCACAAACCCCUUACAGCGAUGAGGGGGCCCUUCCCACUCUUAUGAAGUCUCGAACAUCAUUGCCUUUUCUUACUAUUCAACCACUCAAAACAUCACAGAUCUCACCUUCUGAAUGGGAUCAGAAAUCCCGAUUCCCCCCUAUAGACAGGAGCUGGAUACCAACUUCAGUUUCAGGUACCAAGAAACCCAAGAUGAUGAUAUCCCCUGCCUCUCCCCAAGAGCUUGAAGAGAAGAGGUAUUUUGUUGAUGUGGAGGCUCAGAGGAAGAACCUGAUACUGUUAAAUCAGGCCACAAAAACUUCGGGACUCCCUUCACAGCUUCACACAACAGCUAAGAAUCUCAUAAUUGAGACACUUCAUGUGGACAUGGUUCGGCUGGGAUACCUUUUCCGCAAGUACAUUGCCUAUAGGCUGAUCCAGCGUGCCAGGUAG